UCUUUUCUUGUGAGAAGGCCACAACGCAUCGCUUUUAAACAAAACGCCUUCAUGUCAAUAUUCCACCCUGCAGUUUGGAUAUCUGCUUAUGGAUGUGGAGUUCUCAUGACUGUUAUGUAUUGGGUCACUUUCAAGCUAAGUCCCCGUCGUUAUUCAAUGGACUGGUCUGAAAGUUUUGUCACAAUCUAUGGACACCUUUUGAUGACGACGUCUCACAGUCGAGGGGGUGAACUCAGCACACGUUAUAUUCUCCUCGGCUGGUCGGCAUUUGCUCUUCUCAUAACGGCGUCCUUUCUCCUCCGGCAUAGUCUCCAGGCUGACUCUGCCUCUCUACACCCCUCGGGUGGACACACUCCAGCAGCUGGUGUUGCAGAACUACUACUGGACCGUCCACUACUAUGUGCGCUUUAAUAAAA
This is a messenger RNA of Homalodisca vitripennis (glassy-winged sharpshooter), 416 nucleotides long. RefSeq lists its product as uncharacterized. The transcript is spliced from 2 exons. Lineage: Eukaryota; Metazoa; Arthropoda; Insecta; Hemiptera; Cicadellidae. The record is from RefSeq and is a predicted model, not a curated record. The coding region runs from base 52 to 411 and encodes 119 amino acids.